This is a messenger RNA of Pieris napi, 2190 nucleotides long. It is a transcript of the gene Dh31-R, whose product is annotated as calcitonin gene-related peptide type 1 receptor. Gene Ontology annotation, cellular component: plasma membrane. The transcript has 10 exons. The record is from RefSeq and is a predicted model, not a curated record. Bases 264 to 1451 code for a protein of 395 amino acids. Gene Ontology annotation, molecular function: G protein-coupled peptide receptor activity. Gene Ontology annotation, biological process: cell surface receptor signaling pathway; adenylate cyclase-modulating G protein-coupled receptor signaling pathway. NCBI's taxonomy places the organism in Eukaryota, Metazoa, Arthropoda, Insecta, Lepidoptera, Pieridae.
CAUCCUUGUAAGACGGCUGUGUGUCACCUCUACAACUUUCCUCUGCGGUUUCGUCUCUACAUUCGAAUUUUAAAAUUUCAUUUAAUUAAGGAACAAGUGUUUUACACUGUGUUGAUUUCUAAAACUAAAAUUAAUUAGUAGUUGCUGUUUACUAAAACAUUUGGUGAAUGUGAAUGAAAAUAUUUAAUGCAUUUGGAGAAUUGGUUUUUCAUCACGGAAAAUGAAAGGCAGGUUAAUAGCGCAUAGAAAUCAAUAGGAAGACCAUGGAAGAUCCGGAGCGAAUUGCUCGGGAGCAAGCAGAGUGUGACAUCGCCAACAACAACACGGACCCGCCUCCUGGGUUAUUCUGCAAAGGCACAUACGAUACUUGGCUAUGCUGGCCACAUACGCCAGCAAACGGCACUGCGAUUGCACACUGCCCCGAAUUUGUACCCGGAUUUAGCCCAGAAUUAUGGGCACACAAGGAAUGUACAUCUGAUGGAACGUGGUGGGAACACCCAGAUUCUGGAAAGCCUUGGUCUAAUUACACCACUUGCGUUAAGGCAGAGGAGGACGUCAGCGAAGUUAUAAUAUUGUUCCAGACAGGCUACAGCAUAUCUCUCAUUGCUCUUCUUAUCUCUCUAGCUAUUCUGUUAUAUUUCAAAAGUCUUCGCUGCGCCAGAAUAACAGUGCAUAUAAACUUAUUUGCGUCGUUCGCAUUGAACAAUGCGUUGUGGUUGGCUUGGUACGGCCUUGUAGUCAACGAUGCAGACACUCCAAAGGAAAACCCGCCCUGGUGCCAACUCCUCAACGCUGUACUCCAAUACGCUCUUCUCACCAACUACACCUGGAUGUUAUGCGAAGGAUUAUAUCUCCACACAGUUCUAGUCAGCGCGUUUGUCUCGGAGCGACGCUUAGUCAGAGUUCUCCUGGCAGCCGGAUGGCUCCUACCCAUACCUUCAGCAAUAAUUCACGCGGCAAGACGUGGGGCUGCCAACGAUCCCUUCUGCUGGGCGGAUGAAGGUGCACCAAGACCGGAGUUAGCAGUUCUAGUUCUUGCGACUGUGAUUCUGAAUCUUGCGUUUUUGUGUAACAUAGUGAGAGUGUUGUGUACUAAGUUAAGGGCGGGCGGCGGGGCGGGAGUCGCGAGGCCUUCUGCGACUGCCCUUCAUGCACUAAGGGCUACCUGCUUGCUGGCGCCGCUUUUGGGUGUUCAAUACCUGCUGACACCAUUCCGGCCCAGCCGUGAAGCCAGCUGGUGGCGGGCCUACGAGUACGUGGCAGCCAUUAUUACGUCGUUGCAAGGUCUUUGCGUGGCUGUGCUGUACUGCUUUUGUAAUGGCGAAGUGCUGGCCCAGCUCCGGAGACGAUGGAGAAUUCUCACCUUCAGGCCAAGAGCUAACUCCACUACUAAUACUACAGUCUCUUUUGUACGGUCCGGCGGGGCGGGCGGAGGCGAUGACCGCGUGUGACUGGCGGCCGGCGGCGCGGAGCCCGAAGCCCCACCGGACGAAAGACAACGCCGGAUAAGGUUCGAGGAGGACGACGACGCGCCGCCGGACGCGAAACUCAUAUGACAGUCUGAUUGUGUUCUAACCGCCUAGUCAGUGUAAUUAUUGGGAAUCCUGAAGACAUUAUGCAAACAUUUAGUGUUAACUGUUAACUGUGUUGUGUACCGUAAAGUGUAUAUUUGUGUCUUUGUCGUAAUUGAUAUGUAAAUAAAAGUAUUCAGUGUUUUUACUGUUUAUAUGUGGUAUAUCUAAGUGAAUUUAUGUCAAGAACGUGGUUAAUAACAAAAGAUCGAAUUACUUAAUGUACUUUUCUUUCAUAUAUUGUAAACACUUUGUACAUACACAAAAAUAUCGUAAAAUGCAUUUUAUUAAAAACCUUUUUAUUCUUGGACCAAAUGUAUAUAUUAUCCAUAAUAUUACAGUUCCUUCGUUGCUUAUUGUAAAAUAAAAAGAACAAUGUUAGAAAAAGAUAAUAAUUAAGUACCUAAAUGUAAACUAUACCUACAUCUAUGUAAGAAAUAAAUUGUAUAUAGCAAGAUAAUAAUGACAGGGGAGAGGAACGCUUAGAAUAAAAGUAUAAGAUAGAAACUGUGUCUAAUACCUAGUAUCUACUCUGUACCAUAGAUAUUACUGUGCCAUGUCGAACUUUCUAUAUUUUAAAAUCGUUAUUUGCAUUUAAUAAAAUCAAUGUGGUGGAAAA